This is a messenger RNA of Aethina tumida (small hive beetle), 2597 nucleotides long. It is a transcript of the gene phr6-4, whose product is annotated as cryptochrome-1. Gene Ontology annotation, cellular component: cytoplasm; nucleus. Gene Ontology annotation, molecular function: FAD binding; DNA binding. Lineage: Eukaryota; Metazoa; Arthropoda; Insecta; Coleoptera; Nitidulidae. The record is from RefSeq and is a predicted model, not a curated record. The transcript has 8 exons. Gene Ontology annotation, biological process: circadian regulation of gene expression; negative regulation of DNA-templated transcription; entrainment of circadian clock by photoperiod. Bases 348 to 2060 code for a protein of 570 amino acids.
AAUAGGGGCUCGACUGCGGGUCGGAUCACGUUGCUCCUGCCGUGGCAGAUACACACCAUUCAGGUCGACCGUUUUCCCCAAUGGGUGCGCGCUUUUUCAGGAACAGAAGUUGUGGCUGAAUUUUCCAGAAAAGUGUCCGGUUUUCGGGGGUUAACUCUGUUAAUAAUACCCCAAGUCUUACCGCAAGUGGAUCUCCUUGUUCGUGUGGACUUUCUAUAACAGAUUUGUGACCUUAGUUUAGUUAUUAGAUUAAUAUAUUGAUUCUCAGAUCAAUCGCCGCCAAUAAAGCACACAAAUUAACAUCGAAGAUGGGUGAUGAAGACGGCGGUGGUACUCAUUGUGGGUAGAUGAGCGGGGCGGGUGGUUGCAGGAGCGGCGGAGGUACGGCGGCCCCCAAGGGAGGCGGUCUGCAUCGCCAGCAGGACAAGCACAUGGUGCACUGGUUCCGCAAGGGUCUCAGACUGCACGACAACCCUUCGUUGAGGGAGGGUUUGAGGGGUGCGAAGACAUUUAGGUGCGUGUUCGUGCUCGAUCCUUGGUUCGCCGGCUCCUCGAAUGUCGGUAUUAACAAGUGGAGGUUCCUUCUCCAAUGUCUGGAAGAUUUAGAUAGAAGCCUUCGUAAGUUAAACUCCCGUUUAUUUGUCAUAAGAGGACAACCAGCAGACGCCUUACCAAAACUGUUUAAAGAAUGGGGUACCACAGCCCUCACUUUCGAGGAAGAUCCAGAACCGUUUGGCCGGGUUCGAGAUCAUAACAUCACCACCCUGUGCCAAGAAUUGGGCAUCAGUGUGGUACAGAAGGUGUCCCACACUUUGUACCACUUACAACAUAUAAUCGACAAAAAUAACGGAAAGGCUCCGUUAACCUACCACCAGUUCCUCGCUGUGAUAGCGUGCAUGAAGGCCCCACCCAAGCCGGAAUUGCCCGUCACCGCCAACUCCCUGAACGGCGCCCACACCCCCCUGUCCGAAGACCACGACGAAAAGUACGGCGUGCCCACGCUGGAGGAGCUGGGCUUCGACACCGAGGGCCUGAACCCCCCGGUCUGGCAGGGCGGCGAGAGCGAGGCCCUGGCCAGGCUGGAGCGUCAUUUGGAGCGGAAGGCGUGGGUGGCGUCGUUCGGCCGGCCCAAAAUGACGCCGCAAUCGUUGUUGCCCUCACAGACCGGGCUGUCGCCUUACCUAAGAUUCGGUUGCCUUUCCACAAGACUGUUUUACUACCAACUGACUGAUCUCUAUAAGAAAAUUAAGAAAGCGUUCCCGCCGUUGUCGUUGCACGGCCAGCUGCUGUGGAGGGAGUUCUUCUACUGUGCCGCCACCAAGAAUCCCAAUUUUGAUAAGAUGCUGGGCAACCCGAUCUGCGUCCAGAUACCGUGGGACAAGAACGCGGAAGCUCUGGCAAAAUGGGCCAACGGACAGACUGGUUUUCCGUGGAUAGACGCAAUUAUGGCCCAGCUGCGACAAGAAGGAUGGAUCCACCACUUAGCCAGGCACGCAGUGGCCUGCUUCUUGACCAGAGGUGAUUUGUGGCUCUCGUGGGAGGAAGGCAUGAAGGUCUUUGAAGAACUACUUUUGGACGCCGACUGGUCCGUUAACGCUGGCAUGUGGAUGUGGCUCAGCUGCAGCAGCUUUUUUCAGCAGUUUUUCCACUGUUAUUGCCCCAUUAAGUUUGGGAGGAAGGCUGAUCCAAACGGUGAUUACAUCAGGAAAUAUUUGCCGGUGUUGAAGAACAUGCCAAUUCAGUACAUUCAUGAGCCUUGGACGGCUCCUGAAAACGUUCAGAGAGCAGCCAAAUGCAUUAUUGGUAAAGACUAUCCCUUGCCCAUGGUCAAUCACGCCUCAGCUAGCAGGAUAAACAUACAAAGAAUGAAGCAGGUCUAUCAACAGCUGGCCAACUAUCGCACUUUAGAGAACGUUAAUUGCACAAGUCAAGAAUCGUUCAAAGAUGGCUACCAACAUCAACCACCAAUGGCAACUGCUUUCCAACAAUUUGAGUUUUUGGAUCCGUAUUUGCAUGCUACCCCAGACGAUAAUUUCGAUGAUGAAUUUCAUAUGUCUUGAUGUUUAUUUUUGGCUCAUGUCAGUGUUCUUUUAUAACUAAUUCAUGUUUUCCGCCAUGCUUACCUAAGGAAAUGAUCAUGGAAAAAGAAGAGAAGAUUAUUGAGAAUGUGGAAUAGAUAAUACGUCACAAAAAAUGAUAUAAGUUAAUUUAUCCAAAAUAUUUAUAUGUCUUUCAUUUCUUUACAAGGGGGUUAAAGAAUUCAACGUCGAACGAUCUCAUAAAUAAAAUAAUUCCAUUUUAUUUCCCACUUAGUUUUCAUAAAAUAUGUUCUAGGAAUUUUUUUAAAAUAAUAUGCUGAUCUCUUUGCACUUUGUUAGACGUUGAAACCCUUUUAGACCCACCUUGAUUCAUUCGUGUAUCAAAUUUAUUUUACUUAUAUUUUAAUGAUUUUUAAAUGGUGGUAGUGAAUAUUAUGUGUAAUAAUAAUCUAUUACUUAAAAUCAACAUGUACUGUAGCCAAAGUUUAUUUAUGUGCAAAUUGUGAUUUAUAUAGGCUUUAGAAAUUGAUGUAUUUGGAAAUAAAACAAUAAAUAAUA